AUGACGAAGCAGUUUUUCACUGCAGCAGGAACAGCAACUUCAGCUUUGAGUGCAAUUAAUGUGGUGACGGGGAACGCGCAGCUGCAGCAGCAGCAGCAGCAGCAGCAGCAGCAGCAGCGGAUGAUCGCAGCAAACUCCGCCCUUGCUGCUAAGAUGGGCACUGCUGCUAUGCGCUUCGUGCCCAGCGAGACCUACAGCCCAGAAGCAAAGCAGCUGCUGCUGCUGCAGCGCGAGCUGCUGCAGCAAAUGUGCAGACCCAGGGACCCCCCAACCCCGCAGCAAGAACCAAUUAUUUGCGAAGACAUCGACGAGUGUGCUGCUGCUGCUGCUGCAGGACGCUCGGCCUGCCCCCACAAGGACCUAAUUUGUGUCAAUACCCCAGGCAGCUACGAGUGCCGCUGCCCCGAAGGCCUCCGCUGGGACGAGCAGAGGGGCAAAUGCGAAGACGUGGACGAGUGCCUGUUGGCCCAAGAGGAAUUUGCGCCGCAGCAGCAGCAGCAGCAGCAGCAGCAGCAGCAGCAGCGGGAGCAGCAGCGGCUGCUGCUGGUGGCCGCUGCCCGGCAGCAGCAAAACGGGCAGCUGGUGCCAGGCCGCGCAGCAAUUUGCGACGGCAGCUGCACAAACUUGAAAGGUUCUUACAAAUGCGGGUGCCUGCCGGGGUUCGAGCUCGCUGAGGACGGGAGCUGCGUGGACGUGGACGAGUGCGCGUUGGGGCUGCAUGCAUGCGAACACUCCUGCGAGAACAUUGUGGGGUCUUACCGCUGCGUGUGCAGUGUGGGGUGGGCAGCAGACCCGCAGCAGCCGUCGCGCUGCGUGGACGUCAACGAGUGCAGCAGCAGCAGCAGCAGCAGCUGCUCGCACUCCUGCGUCAACACCCUCGGCUCUUACCUUUGCCAGUGCCCCAAGGGCCUCGAGCUUGCUGCGGACCUCAGGACCUGCAGGCAGCCCAAGAGCUGCCUCGAGGACCCCACCAUCUGCACUGGCGACUACGUGUGCGCGCGGGACCCCCCCACGGGCCAGUGGGUCUGCCGCUGCCCCGAAGGCUUCGUACCCACGGGGGGCCCCUCGGGGGGCCCCUCCCAGGGGGCCCCCCAGUGCGAAGAUGUGGACGAGUGCCUCCAGGGCUUUCCCCAGAGGGGCCUCAACCCCUGCCCGGACCCUCUGCGGCCUUGCUGCCUGAACAUCACUGGAGGCUUUCAGUGCCUUGCUAUGAGGCGCCGGGCCCUGCUGGACCCCCGCAGCCUUUCUUGCGAGGCCCCCAGCUUUGCCUUUAGCCCUUAUAGAAUUGCCUCUGCAACCGACCAGUGA
Eimeria tenella is the source of this 1308-nucleotide messenger RNA. RefSeq lists its product as uncharacterized. The coding region runs from base 1 to 1308 and encodes 435 amino acids. The record is from RefSeq and is a predicted model, not a curated record. Gene Ontology annotation, molecular function: calcium ion binding. Lineage: Eukaryota; Apicomplexa; Conoidasida; Eucoccidiorida; Eimeriidae. The transcript is spliced from 5 exons.